AUGCAUGUUCUCUCUGGAACCAGAUCACCGCUAACCUUGGGAGAAGACACGCAAAGCUGCCAUGACUGCACAAGUGCACUCGGUGAAUCCUCCUUCCCCUGCCAUCCUCCUUGGACAGCCUUUGUCAGGACUGGACAUCCUGGCGAUGAAGUGCAAAUUGCCGAACCCGGAUUCCUCCACUCUUCUGACCGUGGACAUCCAUUGACCAUACUUCAUUGUCCAUCAGCUCUUUGUCGCCUCCUACCUACUUACCUUAAUAGUGUGGUGCAUGUGCAGUGUCUUCUAGCUCAGGUCCUAGGAAAGUAUGCGGCGGUUCGGCGAUGCCGAGAACUGUCGACCGGGAGGGAGUUCGCCGCCAAGUCCCUGAAGAAGAAGGCCCGGUCGAAAGAGAGUCGUGAGGAGAUCCUCCAUGAAGUGGCAGUCUUGGAGGCCUGCAGGCCCUGUUCCAGGAUCGUAUCUCUCCACAAAGUCUUCGAAGCUCGAGGCGGCGAGCUGCAGAUGCUGUUGGACAGCGACGAAGAACUGCCGACGGAGGCCCAGGUUCAAGCCCUCAUGCGACAAAUACUUGAAGGUAUCAUCUUCCUCCACGGCAUCAACGUCGCCCAUUUAGACAUCAAGCCUCAAAACUUAAUCCUGACUGGCCCCCUACCUAACUGCGAAGUAAAACUCUGUGAUUUUGGAAUUUCAAGGCAUCUUAGCGAUGGCGCUGAUGUGAGGGAGAUCUUGGGUACACCCGACUAUGUCGCUCCUGAAGUACUGAACUAUGAACCUAUCAGCCUUGCUACCGACAUGUGGUCUGUUGGAGUUUUGCUUUAUGUACUCCUUACUGGCUGUUCUCCUUUCGGUGGUGACACGAAGCAAGAAACCUUCUGUAAUAUCUCCCAAUGUCGUCUUGACUUUCCUGAGGACCUCUUUGGAGAGAUAUCAGAAGAGGCUAAAGACCUGAUGACUAAACUAAUGGUUAAAAAUCCAAGUGGACGACUGACUGCGGAGCAGUGUAUGAAACACGCUUGGUUCUCAAAAGUUUUUAGUGAAUCGUCAGCCGCCACAUCCACGCUCACCAUCGCAUCCAAUACACUUCCUGCCAAGCCCAGAACACCUAUACCAGCCAAAAGAACAAUCAUACCAGAAACUAAAACACCUAUGGAUACUAGAAUUCAGAAUAAAGAAGAGACUAAAUUAGUAAUAGAAAAAGAAGUAGAUAAUAAUAAAAAUAUCAUUAAUAAUAAUAAUAAUAAUAAUAAUAAAGUAGCCAAUUAUAGUAGAGGGCUUAGUGAAGAGAGAAGACGAUCGUUGCAUUCUAAUUUACAGCACUUGAUUGAAAGAUUAGACAAUGAAGAGAAACGAGAGGUUAGACUUACCAAAAACGACAGCUUCAAAAGGGCCUCUGCGACUCAAACGAUGCCACCAAUUAGAUAUCGAACUAACAGCACCAGCGAUUUGGAUCAGACAGUUUUCAAAUUCAAACGUGUAGUCGUGGUUGACGAAGAUGAGGGAUUGCCUCCGUCACUUGGAAGCAGUGCUGACAACUCCUGCGAUUCAAAUAGUGAUACCAUUAGUGAAAUGUCCAUCGAUUCCUCAAGUGAUCGAUCGAGCAUCAUCUCCUUAGACGAUACACUUGAUUUCCAUUACGGGAAGGGUAUGAGACACUACUCUUCAUGCCUCAAUGUUUGGGAAGCUGUGAGGAAUCAGAAACCUGUACUGAGGCCUGUUCUAAAAGAGUGUAACGAGUCCUUUGUUAAAGCAAUGUCAAGGUUUAAGAAAGAAGAGGAAAACACUUGGAGUAAAGUAAAACUAAGAUCUCCAGAGGAUAGAAGGUUCAGCGUCUUCAACCCUAACAGGUUGAGUUUGCCGCAGACAUCAUCACCUGGAAGGAAAUCCAUCGGCCUAGAAUUCGUAAGGGAAACCAAUGGUAAUUUGGUCGUGAUCAGGGAAGUGAAAGCAAUUCAAGGAAAGAAGUAUUCUAGGACUUCUGAACUCAAGUGCGAAUCAGUCCAAUCUCGAAUUCGCAAGUUAGAACAAAUAAAAUCAGAACAGCUGGAGAACAGCAUAUUCUAAAAAAAAAAAAAUGAAAAAAAAUGAGCUUACUCUAAUUUUGUAAAAAUUUUGUAUUUGUAAAUAUUGUUAUGUAUUUUUGUAAAUAAGUAUUGUACAUCAAAUUUAUAAUGUGUGCCUACAUUUUUAAGUUAUAAUCAACAUUAAUUAUUAAUAUUUAUAUUCUGAAGACCUUUUUUUCGGUGAUAGCCUUGUGACUCACUUUGUGAUUUAUAUACUUAAAAUCAGAUAUUGAAAUCUUUCAACACACUUUAACAAUAGAUCUCCAUUUCUGCUAAAAGAAUAUAUUUCAAUUUGCUCAACUAGACAAUCCUUUCUAUAUCCAUGAUUCUGGCAGAGUUUAAAAAUUAUUUAAAGUUAGAUAUUAUAUUAUAAAGCUAGUCAUUUUAAUAUAAAAUUAAUAUCCUCCGAUUAGAGGAUGAAUUAGACGAGUUGAUAUGUACAGAAUAUAAAUUACCUUUAUGAAUUAUAUUUAUUAAUUAAUAUAUACAUAAACAUGUGAAUAAAGUUCUUCCAUUAUUAAAAAUAGAAGAGUUUUAUAAAAUAUUUAUUAAAUGUUAAACAAAUACUAAUUGCCUGUUUGUUCAAACAAAAAAUAAGACAUAUUCUGGCAUAAUUUUUCAUUUCAUGCUAUAAAUAUUCUGGCAUAAUUUUUCAUUUCAUGCUAUAAAUGUACAAAAAUUGAAUAUUCUAUUUGACAUAUUUGUACUUAUUUUAUAUACCAUUGUGUACUUAUAUAAACUGUCAUUUAUUAGUUAGAGAUAAGAGUUGCCAUAAUUGGUCCAUGUUUUAUAUCAAGUGCCAAGAAGUUUAGUCGGUAUUAGCUGAGCAGUAUCGUAUGACUAUUUUACCAACUGAAUGACUUUAGGUCUGUGAUCACGUUGUUACAGAAUUGACGUUCAUGUUUUAUUCAAUUUUAAUCAUUGUUAUGAAACUAUUGUGAUGAUAUGUAUUAUGUUCUGUAUUGCUCACUUGGAAUUUAGCUUGUCUGUAAUAAUGUUUGUAGAUAUUACUGAUAAAUAUAAAAUUUAAAUUAAUUAUAUUUAUUUUUUUUGUCCUUCAACAUAUACAGUUUGCAUGUUCAACAUAAGAACCAACAGCCAAAGAACUAGUUAAAACCAAAGAACUAAAAGUGUUAAAACACUUGCUAGCAUGUAAAAUAAAUGUUAGAAAUAAAGUAAUAAUUAAAAAGAAAAAAUGAUUGACAAUGGAUCUGAAUGUUGAGAUAAAAAAAGAAAGAAAAUAUAAUUGAAUCAGUUAUUUCAGAAACAGUACAUGUGUAACUUUAAUAGAUUUUGAGUUGAGACAUAUUCUGGGUAUAUUGUCCAUAGUAUGUAUCUUUAAUAAUCUGGUUUUAU
Nezara viridula (southern green stink bug) is the source of this 3413-nucleotide messenger RNA. The record is from the annotation of a GenBank genome assembly. NCBI's taxonomy places the organism in Eukaryota, Metazoa, Arthropoda, Insecta, Hemiptera, Pentatomidae.